AUGUCUAUGUUCCGGGCCAAGAAGCUCGACCUGGGCUGCAUCAUCCGCACUAGGAUCGUGCGUGACCACACCAAGCGCAAAACUUUUGAGGCGUUCGAACCCGAGAGGCAAGCCCUUCGCUACAUCAUUCGCAACACGACAUUGCCGCCACGAACCAGGGCCGAGGCCCAGCUCCAACUCACGCAGAUGCACGCAUACACCAGGCCGACCCAGAUCAGGAACAGGUGUAUACUGGGAGGAAAGACAAGGGGUAUAUUUAGGGACUUUAAGAUGUCGCGUUACAACUUCAGGUUGCAGGCAUUGGCUGGAUCCAUCCCGGGUGUGAAGAAGGCUUCAUGCUACUUCAUCAACGAGGACGACGAGUUGCGCAACAUCGAGAACCCCAAGUUCUACUUUAAAUAUUUCAUCAACAAGAAUGAACGCUACAAUGAGCGACAGCGUUUUGCUCUUCACGAGGCGCUCGCCCAAGAAAUCCACGCCCGCUUCACCAAAGCCGGCCUGAUCAAACACCGCCUACCCCUCGACGCGGGUCCGACGGAUCCCCACGUCCCUAUCUUUGCCUCGCCAAACCUGGCCACCUGCUCACGCGCCAUCGCCAUCGUCGGCGAGUCCCACCAGGACUUGGGCGUCUUUGCCUACCGCACCGUCUGCGGGCCCGGCGGCAUCACGGCCGGCACGGCUCUGUCGUACGCCGCCAGGCUCCCGGCCGACGCGGCCCUCAUCGUCGCCAACCCGGGCCAGCUGUUUUGGUAUGCCGAGGGGAACCGGACGCUUAACGCGCAGAGCCAUCUGGGCGUGCCCAUGCCGAGCGCCGUGCACUUGGGCCUCGUCACGCGCGAGGAGCACCGGGUGCCACAGAACAGCAACGCCGAUGAGCAUGUCCGCUACAUGUUUGAUGUAGUGCUUCCAAAGCUGCUGAAUAGAAACAAGAACGCCCAGCUUCAUGUUAUUGGCGUCGGCGAUGGUGCCGAUGCUGUCGAGGCGUAUUUGGAUCAGGAGGCGCACUGGGCAAAGUGGGAGCCGCUGCUCAAGUCGCUCACCAUCAUGGGCGGUCUCUAUGACGGGGUCGACUCUCAAGUUCCCGGGUUCAGGAAGUUCUUGCGAGAGCGCGCCCGUGCUUACAUAGUCUGCGACGAGCCGCUCAACAUCCCCCUUUCCGGCCCGGAUGGCAACGAGCGAGAGGCGCGCUUCACCAGCUUUGGAUGCCCCGUCUUCAGUGCCGGCGAGCCGCUCAACAUCGAGUCCAUUCCCAUCAAGGCGCGCGACGCCGCGCUCGAGUGGAUCGACGAGGUCGCGGCGGACGCCGACUACAAGAACCAGCCUGUCUUCAUCUCGUACGGGGACGACGACGUGGGUAAUGACGCUGUGUGGGGUACGGAGACGGUUAUCGAUGAGGCGCUGGCCAAGGGGAUGGAGAAGGAGUAG
Molecule: messenger RNA, 1425 nt
Organism: Pyricularia pennisetigena
Lineage: Eukaryota; Fungi; Ascomycota; Sordariomycetes; Magnaporthales; Pyriculariaceae
Exons: 6
Coding region: 1-1425 (474 amino acids)
Biological process (GO): translation; regulatory ncRNA-mediated heterochromatin formation
Cellular component (GO): nucleus; ribosome
Molecular function (GO): structural constituent of ribosome; siRNA binding
Source: RefSeq, a predicted model, not a curated record